AUGCAUUCAUCAUGGACACCGCCUCCUAUCGGCUCCAGGCCUCUUGCACUCCUCGGUGCGGGUGUUUUGGGCCGUCGAAUCGCCUGUGUCUUUGCCGCAGCAGGAUACAACGUCAAUUUAUACGACCCGUCUCUCAGCGCACAACAGGCCGCGCUGGACUACGUCACGCAAAAUCUGAAAACGUAUUCGAAGUUUUCCAAAGGGAACCGCCGCUUCGGCCACUGUCGCGCGUUCUCCGACCUUGAAAGCACUGUGAGCGACGCCUGGUUGGUCAUUGAAGCAGUUCCCGAACAUCUACAAAUGAAGAUUGAUGUCAUGGGCGAGCUCGACAAGUUAGCGCCGGUGGAUUGUAUCUUGGCCUCCAACUCCUCGUCGUUCAAGUCGCGAUUCAUGCUCGAGAAAGUUGGUGGGCACAGACGGCCGUUGGUCUGCAAUAUGCAUUUUUAUAUGCCACCAGAAAAGCGGGUUGUCGAGUUGAUGACUGACGGAGAAACCUGGCCUGAGGUCUUUCCAUUUCUGACAAGAGUCCUGGAGGAUGUUGGCAUGGUUCCGGUAACUGCUCGCCGAGAGUCCACUGGUUUCGUUUUCAAUCGCCUCUGGGCAGCCAUUAAGCGCGAAGUUAUAACCAUCUUGGCCGAAGAAGUCUCCGAACCGAAAGAGAUCGACAAGAUCUGGGUUGAGAUGUUUCACAAUGCGGCUGGGCCUUGUACCUUUAUGGAUCAGGUUGGCCUGGAUACUGUUGCAUUCAUUGAAGACCAUUAUAUCGAGGAGCGCCAAUUAGGUUCUACGUUGGCCGUUGACUGGCUACGCAAAAACUAUGUCAAUCAAGGGAAACUGGGCAAUAAAAGUGACAAGGGCGGCCUCUAUCCUCCUCGACCUGCAUUUAAUUCUUCGAAUCUGCCCACAGUCUACUUCCUCGAUAUUGGACUGGGUUCAAUUGUACAGGAUCUUUCGGCACUUGGAAAGUCGGGUCGCAUCCUCCGACGAACCAGUGAUGGAGAGUGCGAAACACUCAUCACCAACUUGAACUGUCCUGACGGGAUUGACUAUUCGCCCUCUGUUGGCCGCAUUUUCUGGACAAACAUGGGAAUGAGACCGGCCGCAAACGAUGGCUCCGUCAUGUCUGCCAACUUGGACGGCAGCGACGUACAGGUCGUGCUACCAGAAGGCGCCGUGCAUACACCCAAGCAACUUGUUGUGGACGACACGAACCAAAAGCUUUACUUCUGCGAUAGGGAGGGAAUGCGCAUCCACCGGUGCGACUUCGAUGGUCAAAACCAUGAAAUUUUGGUGUGCAGGGGUGAUUUUGGUACCGAAGACCAGAAUGACCAAACCCGUUGGUGUGUUGGAAUUACCAUUGAUGAAACGCGCGGCAAAAUUUAUUGGUCUCAGAAGGGUCCCUCUAAGUCGAAUCAGGGACGCAUUUUCCGUGCAAAUAUCAAGAUGCCUGCUGGUGAGACGGCUACCAACCGAACAGAUAUUGAAUCUCUUCUUGAGGGGUUGCCUGAACCGAUCGACCUCGAAAUCGACACAGAGACUGAGACGCUCUAUUGGACUGACCGCGGGGAGCACCCGUAUGGCAACACAUUGAACCAGGCAUCCGUUGGCGCGGGGAAACCUCAUCUAAAGAUAUUGGCCCGUCAUUUUAACGAGCUUAUCGGGAUGAAGGUUGACUGGGCAAACCGGCAAAUUUACCUCAGUGACUUGGGAGGAUCUCUAUAUAGGGUUGAUAUGGAUGGGUCCAACAAGACUGUCCUCCAUAGCGACGAGGGUAGCUACUCUGGUAUCACUUUGGUUUGA
Molecule: messenger RNA, 1800 nt
Organism: Aspergillus niger
Lineage: Eukaryota; Fungi; Ascomycota; Eurotiomycetes; Eurotiales; Aspergillaceae
Exons: 2
Coding region: 1-1800 (599 amino acids)
Biological process (GO): fatty acid metabolic process
Molecular function (GO): NAD+ binding; oxidoreductase activity, acting on the CH-OH group of donors, NAD or NADP as acceptor
Source: RefSeq, a predicted model, not a curated record